This is a messenger RNA of Aquila chrysaetos chrysaetos, 5541 nucleotides long. RefSeq names its product protocadherin gamma-B5-like. The record is from RefSeq and is a predicted model, not a curated record. Gene Ontology annotation, cellular component: plasma membrane. NCBI's taxonomy places the organism in Eukaryota, Metazoa, Chordata, Aves, Accipitriformes, Accipitridae. Gene Ontology annotation, biological process: homophilic cell-cell adhesion. Gene Ontology annotation, molecular function: calcium ion binding.
CGCCUUCGGGGUGGCAUGAAGCAAGUGUUUCCGCGCCUCCUGAUUGUCGGAAAAGAGAGACCCCAAAGCUGGGUGCAGCCACUAAACACCGGCCACAGGCCCUGGGCCGCCGGGAGCGAGCGCGGCCGUCAGCCGGCUGCGGUGGCGUCGCGGCGCCUCCGGGUGCCGCUGUUGGCCGAGGAGGAGCGGCGCUGGAGCCGCAGCCGCAGCCGCAGCCGGAGCCGCAGCCGCAGCCGCCGCAGCGUCCUGCCCCCGCAGGCUGCUCGCUCGCACGGCGCCGGCCAGAGCGGCAGCGGCACGGGCAGCAGAGGCGAGAGGCGGCGCGGCGCGGGGAGCAGCGGCGUCCGAGCCGGCGCCGAGAUCGCUGCCCUCCGGCGGGCCCUGCGCUCGCUGCGGAGAGUGGCUGGAAGGGAGGCAGGGCAGCGGCAGGAGGGAGGAGCGCGGCGAGCGCUGCCCACAAUGGCGGGCAGGCAGAGGCAGAGGCAGAGCCGGCGGCGAGCAGCCGGGCGAGUGCUGCUGCCCGCUUUGCUGCUGGGCUUGUGCUGCCGGGCGGCGCCGGAGCGGGUCCGCUACGCCAUCCCCGAGGAGCUGGGCAGAGGCUCGCUGGUGGGGCCGCUGGCGCGGGACCUGGGGCUGAGCCCGGCCGACCUGCCGGCACGCCAGCUGCGGCUCAGCGCCGAGAAGCAGUACUUCGGCGUGAGCGGGGAGACCGGGAACCUCUACGUGAGCGAGAGGCUGGACCGGGAGGAGAUGUGCGGCGAGGCGGCGUCCUGCUCCGUCAGCUUCGAGGCGCUGGUGCAGAACCCGCUCAACGUUUUCCACGUCGAGGUGGCCAUCCAGGACAUCAACGACAACGCCCCGCGCUUCCUGCGAGACAGUUUCCAGCUGGAGAUCAACGAGUUGACUUCUCCCGGCACCCGGUUUUACUUGGGCACGGCCGAGGACGCAGACGUGGGCAGCAACUCGCUGCAGGGCUACGAGCUGGAGGCCAACGGGUACUUCGCGGUGGAGGUGAAGGAGAGCCAGGACGGCAGCAAGUUCGCGGAGCUGGUGCUGCGGCGCGCGCUGGACCGGGAGAGCGAGCAGAGCCUGCGGCUGGUGCUGACGGCGCUGGACGGCGGCGAGCCGCCCCGGAGCGGCACCGCCCAGCUCUGCAUCAACGUCACCGACGCCAACGACAACCCACCCGUGUUCGCGCAGGACCGCUACCGCGCCAGCCUGCGGGAAGACGCGCCGCCGGGCUCGAUGGUGCUGAACGUCUCCGCCUCCGACGCCGACGCCGGCACCAACGCCCGCAUCACCUACGGCUUCGGGGAAACGCCGGCCAAGGUGCUCCAGAAGUUCGUGGUGGACGCGGAGAGCGGGACGAUCACGCUGCAGGAGGCGCUGGACUUCGAGGACACGCGCGCGUUCAGCCUGGCCGUGGAGGCGAGGGACGGGGGGCGGCUGGUGGCGCACUGCGAAGUGGAGGUGGAGGUGCUGGACGUGAACGACAACGCGCCCGAGGUGACACUGACGUCGGUGUCGAGCCCGGUGCCCGAGGACGCGCCGGCCGGCACGGUGGUGGCCCUGGUGAAAGUGCGGGACCGGGACUCCGGGGAGAACGGGCAGGUGUCGUGCGAGCUGUCGGGCGAGGCGCCGCUGUCGAUCGUGGCGUCGUCGGGCGGCUCGUACAAGGUGGUGACGGCGAGCGCGCUGGACCGGGAGCAGGCGCCCGAGCACCGGGUGGCGGUGGUGGCCAGGGACCGGGGCAGCCCGGCGCUCUCCAGCCGCGCGGCGCUGGUGCUGGAGGUGUCGGACGUGAACGACAACGCGCCGGUGUUCGAGGAGGCCGCCUACAGCGCCUACGUGGCGGAGAACAACGCGGCGGGCGCGCCGGUGCUGCGCGUGCGCGCGCGGGACGCGGACGCGGGCGCCAACGGGCGCGUCAGCUACUGGCUGGCGGGCGGCAGCGCGGGCGCGGCGCCGUACGUGUCGGUGGAGGCGCGGAGCGGCGCGGUGUACGCGCAGCGCUCCUUCGACUACGAGCAGUGCCGCGAGUUCGCGGUGGCGGUGCGGGCGCAGGACGGCGGGGCGCCGGCGCGGAGCUCGACGGCGACGGUGCGCGUCUUCGUGCUGGACCGCAACGACAACGCGCCGCGGGUGCUGUGGCCGGCGGCGGGCGCGGGCGCGGGGGCGGGCGCGGGGGCGGGGGCGGGCGCGGGGGCGGCCCCGGCCGCGGCCCCGUUCGAGGUGGUGCCGCGGUCGGCCGAGGCCGGGUACCUGGUGGCCAAGGUGGUGGCGGUGGACGCGGACGCGGGGCGCAACGCGUGGCUGUCGUACGAGCUGGUGCAGGCGCCGGAGCCGGCGCUGUUCCGCGUGGGGCUGCACAGCGGCGAGGUGCGGACGGCGCGGGCCGUGUCGGAGAGGGACGCGGCGAAGCAGCGGCUGGUGGCCGUGGUGAAGGACCACGGGCAGCCGGCGCUGUCGGCCACGGCCACGCUGCACGUGGUGCUGGCCGAGAGCUUGCAGGAGGCGCUGCCGGAGCUGAGCGAGCGGGCGGCGGGCGCCGACUCGCCGGCGGAGCUGCAGUUCUACCUGGUGCUGGCGCUGGCGCUCCUCUCCGCCCUCUUCCUGCUGAGCGUGGCGCUGGCCGUGCUGGCGCGGGUGCGCCGGGCCGGGCCGCCCGCCGUCCUGCGCUGCCUGGGCGCGCAGCGCUUCUCCGUGGCCGGCGCCGCCUUCCCGGCCGACUUCUGCGAGGGCACCUUGCCCUACUCCUACAACCUGUGCGUGGCGCCGGGCCGCGCCGUCGCCGAGGGCGCUUGGCUGCCGCCGCCGCCGCCCAGCCUGGCCGCGGAGGAGCUUCUCGGCGCGGAGCCCUGCGGGAAGCGGAGCCCGACCAGCAGCGCCGGCGCGGGAGAGCCGCCCGCGGACGCCGAGGCCCCGCAGCAAGCUCAGCCUAACACAGACUGGCGCUUCUCUCAGACCCAGAGGCCUGGAACGAGUGGCUCCCAGAAUGGAGAGGAAGGUGGAGCCUGGCCGAACAACCAGUUUGACACGGAGAUGCUCCAAGCCAUGAUCCUGGCUUCAGCAAACGAAGCUGCUGAUGGCAACUCGACCCUGGGCGGCGGGACGGGCACCAUGGGGCUGAGCGCCCGCUAUGGCCCCCAGUUCACCCUGCAGCAUGUCCCCGAUUACCGGCAGAACGUCUACAUCCCGGGCAGCACCGCCACCCUCACCAACGCCGCUGGCAAGCGCGACGCCAAGAGCGCUGGUUCCUCGGGAGGCAACAAGAAGAAAUCCGGGAAGAAGGAGAAGAAGUAGAGAAGAAGAAGGAGACCUUAGAGCUACAGGGCAGCCGGCUCCAGCACUCCCCCAAACCACAGCCCAGGCCGGAGGACGAAUGUGAUUUUUUUUUUUUUUUUUUUUGUGAUGCAAAAAGUAGGAAAUGCUGCGAAUGUAUCUCAUCGUCAUCAGAGCUAGGAGCAGGGUCUCGCUGCUGUUAGAUCUCAUGAUGAAAACCAAUCCAGAAGCUAAACCGAACACAAACAAGUGCCCUGUGAAUACUUGCUAAUGUUUUAUACGAUCCCUCGGGUGUUAGAAUAUGCAAGGGUGGAAGGUCUUUUGCCACAUCUUUGGAUCCGAUUUGUUCCCAGAUAGUCCGAGAAAAGCACAAGGCUUGUGCUCGGCUUUGCCCAGUGUAAAUAACUUUAAUGCGGAUCUUUUAAUUUAUAGACCUUCAGUCAUUUUUUUUGAAAGGAAAAGGCAGUUCCUAGCUUAGAGCCCAUGCUCCAGAUCUUUGCUCUUAAACUUUCCAUUAGUAAAAUUCACCCUCAGUUAAUGAUAGCGAUGGAUUUGUUGCUGAGAAGUUGGUAGGGAGUGCUUCAGUUCCUGCUUACCUGUUACCCGGGAAAAAAAAGUAAGUGUUUAUAUUGCAUGAGUCAAAGGGAAUAUGGCAAAGCUGCAUCCUCAACAUUUUUUUUUUAAAAAGUGCAACCACCAAUGGCCUGAAAUAUGAGACAAAAAAAAACCCUCCUGAUGUCUGAGAGGUAGGGAAUUCAAUGAGGAGCAUGCCAAGGUGUGCAGCAGCUGCCCCAGCGGUUCUAGGGGUCUCCGAAGAGCAGACACAUCUCAUCCCUUCUUUGCAGUAAAUAUUUAUAUGUACAGUUAAUGUUCUUCUGGAAUUAAAGCUGAGAGAGUCUCGCUCCCCUGUGGCCAGGCAGCCAUCUGGCUGAGUUCCUGCCAAGGGCACCAGGGGAAGAUGCUUCACGUUUCUGCACACCGUGUCUGCAUGCAUGUCCUUCACCUCACACCUGCACUAGCGCAGUUAGCUCCACAGACCCAGAGAAGUCCUCGCAUGCCCACGCAGUGUGGUGUGAAUGCGCCGGCAGCUGCCCAAGCCUUUGCGCUGGGGCUGCCUUGGGGGAGGGUGGGGGGUGGGAUCAGUCAAGCGGGAUGGGGAAACUCAUUGCUUCUUAUUUGGGGUGUAGACCCCAAAUAAGGGUUAUUUGGGGUCUCACUCAAAGAGGUGAGAUCUGCGGAGCUGCUGGUGCGUGGCUUUGGUGCAGAGUUGGUGACUGAGUAAGUGACGGUUGGUUUGGUGGUGUUUGGGGACCAGAGCCAGAGAAGGUACCCGAGAGCUGGGGGUGAACGUGGGGUGAUGCUGCAGAGCUGGGAAGCCGGGGCAACAAGGGGGGAGGCGUCACAUGGGACCACGCCAGGCCAGCCUGGAGGAGGUGAUGCUCCUGCUGGCUUUGGGCUUUCCAACCCGUGGAUGGAAUCGAAGGAUGAGGAAUAGAAUUUCUCCACGUCACCAUCACCCUUGCACCAGGCCGGCUUCCCAUAUCAAAGCAGCUCUGAGUCCCCCCAGGAAGGCAGAGGGGGACUUUGUGUAGCCAGAGCGAGGAGAGGGGCUGCGGGGUGGCCAGGAAGCAGCCGCGCUGGGUUUCCCAGGGUGUGCGUGUUGUUUUUUCCCUUUUUAAUCACUAACACGUAACUCACCUGAGCAGAUCCAUCCCUCUCAGCCAGGCUCCGGCAUGGCAGCCAUCACCCCACCACCACCCCCUCCCCAAACCCAGCGCAGCAGGAGCAUCCACCGUGUUUCAUCCGGAUCCAGCCACCUCCGGCACUGGCUGCGCUGGGAGCGGUUCCCACCCUGUCCCCUGCAGCUGCCACCUGCCCCUCUCUAGAAAUGCUGUAGCUGAAUCGUAGUCUUUAUAUUUCUUUUUAAUCUGCAAUCUGAGGUAGCGUAGUGAGUGUCGUGUAUUUAGUGGCGUGUUAUUUUUAAUCUCGGUAACUAACUUGUGGACACCAGUAUUUUCAAUUUUCUCUGUAUCUUCUUUCCAUGUGGUCUGUGCUCCAAGUGUACGUGAAAUGAAACACGUUUGCCCUUUCAAUGUGUCUAAUAUUGAAUUAUACUAUAUAUUAUAUAUAUGCUUAUAUCCUUCUUAUACCCAUAUAGACCAACGUCGAUGUGUUACACGCAAGUUUUAUACUCUAAUAUUUAUAUUGCUUUUUUUCUUUGGGAAAAAAAAAAUAAUAAAAUGUUUUCUUCUGAAUAAA